This is a messenger RNA of Rhinocladiella mackenziei CBS 650.93, 4374 nucleotides long. RefSeq lists its product as uncharacterized. Gene Ontology annotation, molecular function: ADP binding; protein binding. Gene Ontology annotation, cellular component: kinesin complex. Bases 1 to 4374 code for a protein of 1457 amino acids. Lineage: Eukaryota; Fungi; Ascomycota; Eurotiomycetes; Chaetothyriales; Herpotrichiellaceae. The transcript is spliced from 5 exons. The record is from RefSeq and is a predicted model, not a curated record.
AUGGAUUCAGGAAGCGAAAUAGCAAGCAUAGUGAGCCUCUGCUUGGGGCUUUUCAACACUUGCCUUUCUGAAGGCCCUGACGAUGACGUUUUGGCGACGCUCGAGGACGAACAACGCCGUUUCCGGGCGUGGUCGCACAGCCUGAAGGUCUUCGCACGACCUCAUGUCAACCUGGAUGCGCAGCUGCGACCCGCCGCAAACAAGCAAAUCCGAGAGAUGGUGCUACUUCUUCUUGAUGUGCUGAGGGAAAAUCUGUUUCUUGCUUUGAAUUCGCUAUCUUCAAAAGAAACACCAGCAUCCAUGACAAGUGACCUAAAGGCCCCGUUCUUCGGCAUUGAUGGGGCAUUGAAACGCCUCGAGAGGCUUGCCGCCGCCAUCCUUGACGCUACAGAGGCCAGCCUACAUCGCAGAGUCCACGUGUAUGCGGAGAAGAACCGGGACGAGGGGUUCGAGAGACUUGUUUGGCAGGUUAUCUUGGUCCGUUUCCCCUGCGUGGUGCCAGCUUCCGACUUUCGGGAGACGCUGCUGUCCACCUCUGAAGUAACCGAGUCCUUGGAGGAAGCAGAAUCUCUGGAAGAUUUCCGGGCACUAUUACGGUCAAGCUCGUUCUCGGGCCUCUUCCGAGCGCUAUUUAAAUCAAUUGUGUUUCGACACUAUCGCAUGAUCUACGAGCGAGAGCGUAGAUUGAAAGACCUAAACCAGACCUUGCCGAUGAAUGAGCCUCCACGGAUGGCAGAGAGGGUUGCUAACCCAGAGCAUUAUCAGGAAAGCGGAGGAGCAAUUCAGCCGCCGGCUGUGGGAUUAACCCCCUCGCUCAGCGAGCUCACUCGAUCCGAGACAACAUUGCCCAACACCAUCGAUGGAUUGCGCUUCAAGGCCAAGAUGGAGAACGCAGAGGAACACGAUACAGCGAACACGUCAGGUGAUUUUGCAUACCAGGUAUCGGAGUCAGGUGAUGCUAUGUAUCCUAGGCCGCCGCGGCUUCCCAAGGACGCAACUGAGGGUAUCUGUCUCUUAUGCGGACAACGUUGCCCUGCUGAUACUUUUGAAGGCGAAAAGUGGAUGAUCCAUGUUGGCCAGGAUAUCAAGCCGUAUGUCUGCCUAUCCCAGGACUGCACUCAAAACCCCCAGUAUUUUGCCAGGAGUAGGGAUUGGAAGCAGCACAUGCACAAGAUACAUACGCCGCAAUGGAUUCGAUCCAUGCACAAUCCCCUCAUUUGGAAAUGCCCUGUGUGCUCCUCGACCUCGGCCACAGAAUUUGUAUCUGAGGAGAAGCUGCAGCAGAGCUUGGUCGAACACAUGAAGCAAAAGCACGCCGAGUUGGACGAAGACGACCAGUGGAACUUGGCAAGCGUCAGUGGCAUUCCAACGCCUCGACCUGUAGACGUAUGCCCAAUCUGUAAGGAUGACCACAAACCAAAAGCCCGCCAAAGACAUGCGCCCCAGGGUAACCGCAGCGCCUUGGAGGACGAAACACCUAUGUCUACUGUAACUCGGGAAUCACAGGAGUCUCAUAAGAAAAAAAGGGCGAGAUUUGCUGUGUCAGAUGGUUCGCAGAGUGGAAGCGACAGGGACGGCAUCGGCCGUCCUGCCAGGCGAACUCAAGUGAAACAUCAGCCAAGUGACCGCUUGCCGCAAGCCAGCGACCACGACAGAAUAGAGAGGUACAUCGGCCAGCACCUCAAAGCCCUCGCCUUCUUCUUCUCCAAUAGACUCGUUCGGGAUUGGGACCAGGAGUCGAAUGCGCCGCAGGGCUCACGAACAGACUCAGUCCUACUUGAUCUCGAAUUACCUUCAGAACAAGAAUCUGACGACAAUUCCCCUCGACUAUCCGUGGCGGUUGGUCGUACAAACACAGUGAAGGAGCUCGAAAGCUGCGAAGCGGACUGCAAAAUUGUACCAGACGCAAGUGAUAUUGUUACUGAAGUUCUGGCUGAUAUUUGGAACGAUAUUCAGAGAGACCGUCACGAGCGCUUGCGGAAGGAACCUGAUCCCAGUCAGGAUCUUCGCAGAGAAUACAAAAACGAAAGGUUAAUCCAGCCUGUUGGUGUCUGCCUCAGUCAGGCCCCUUAUAUCGACCCGAAACUCUUCAUCGGGCGAGAGUCCGAAAUUGCCCAAAUGCGAGAGAUUCUGCGACCCGGUGACUCGUCUUCGGAGCAGCGACGGCUUGUGCUGGCGGGUACGGGUGGGAUGGGUAAGACGCAGCUGGCUAUCGCUUUCGCGACGCGCCACCAGCAGGAAUACGACUCGAUAUUCUGGCUCAAUGCAGCGUCCGAGGCCACGCUCAAGGACAGUUUUCGGCUGGUGGCCGAGGCCAUCUUUGAUGUCCAGGACGCGCAAGUGCUGCAGGAUGAGCAGAGCGUGAUCCAGACACGGCGAUGGUUGUCCGACAAGAAGAACACGCGAUGGCUGCUCAUCUUUGACAACUACGAUGACCCGGACCAGUACCGAAUCGAACAAUAUUAUCCAUAUGUCUCCCACGGGGCGAUCAUCGUCACGACACGGCGACCGGAUCUUGUGGCGGGGUCGCAGAUACGCUUACAGCCUCUCCGGAGUGUUGAAGAAAGCCUCGAGAUCUUAGAAACUCGAUCCCGACGAAGGAAUAUUAGAUUUGAUUAUCAUGCGAGGCGACUUGUUGAGCGACUCAAUGGUCUGCCCCUGGCCUUGGCCACCGCCGGGGCAUAUCUUCGCCAAAGCACCUUCACUUGUGAGCGCUACCUCCAGGAGUACGAGCAUCGCUGGUAUCAUGACACACGGCGGUCCCUUCAACUCCACGAGUAUCAAGACCGUACGCUCUACACUACUUGGAAUCUCUCGUAUGCUCGUCUCGAAGUCGAGGAUGCGGAUGCGGCAAAGUUGUUAGGCCUGCUGGCAUACUUUAGCAAUCGGCGCGUUUGGUAUGAGCUAUUCCGAUCUGGAUUUUCCGAAGACUUACCAUUGUGGCUGCAUGGAAUCAUUUUGAGCGAGGUCGAGUUCGAGAGCUCGAUGAGAAGGCUGACAAACUACUGCUUCCUGGAAAUGCAAACGUCGGUGGCAUCGUGGAGUAUGCACACUUCCGUACACGAUUGGACGUUCUCGGCACUUAACAAGGUGGUAGACGAGAAGCAGUAUUGGUACGCUUUCGACUGUGUGGGUGCGUCGGUCGAACAGGAAGACUUUAAUUCGCUUGGAUAUUCUCAUCUGGCCGAUCUGACUGCACAUGCGCUACGGCUUGGAUACGUUAGCGGCUCUCGUGGUGAAAUUAUGGAGGGCCUCACUGGUGAUCGACUGGGAAAAGCAUGGUUAAUCGCUGAGCUAUUAACCCAACAGGUUCAGCUUUUAGCAGCGGAUCAGAUGUACAUGUUGGCACUGGCUGGGUAUGAGAAGGAGCUGGGACCGGAUCACACGUCGACACUGAGCACGGUGAACAAUCUCGGGAAUCUAUAUCGUGACAGAGGCAAGCUGGACGAGGCCGAGAAGAUGUACCAGCGGGCGCUGGCUGGGUAUGAGAAGGCGCUGGGAGCGGAUCAUCCAUCGACGCUUAACACGGUUACCGAUCUUGGCCUACUAUACGCUGAGCAAGGCAAGCUGGAUGAGGCGGAGACGAUGUACCAGCGCGCUCUAGCUGGGUUCGAGAAGGCGCUAGGAGGGGAUCACACGUCGACGCUUAAAACGGUCAACAAUCUCGGUCUUCUCUACACUGAUCAAGGUAGGCUGGAUGAGGCGGAGAAGAUGUAUCAGCGAGCGUUGGUUGGCCUGGAGAAAGCGUUAGGAGCCGAUCACCCAUUAACACUCCGCACAGUGAAUAACCUUAGUCAACUAUAUGCUAAUCAAGCCAAGCUAGAGAAGGCGGAGAAGAUGUACCUACGCACUCUGGCUGGGUUCGAGAAGACGCUGGGAGGGGAUCACACAUCGACCCUCGACACGGUCAACAAUCUCGGUGCGCUUUAUUAUGACCAAGGCAAGCUGGACGAGGCGGAACAGAUGUAUCGGCGGGCGCUGGCUGGGUUUGAGAAGGCACUGGGACCGGAUCACACGUCGACACUCCUCGCGGUCAACAAUCUCGGGAAUCUAUAUCGUAGCCGAGCACUGGCUGGGUAUGAGAAGGCACUGGGACCGGAUCACCCGUCGACACUCAACGCGGUCAACAAUCUCGGUCUGCUAUACGCUGACCAAGGCAAGCUGGACGAGGCAGAGAAGAUGUAUCGACGAGCUCUUCAAGGCUUUCAAAAUGCACUAGGAGCAAACCACACGUCGACCGUGACAGUUAUGACUAACUUGCAAGCGCUGCAACCUCAGUUCGGCAGUGAUACAAGACCGAAGAGUACUCAGAGUGUAGCGCCAUCAAGCAGGAAUGUCCCCAAGAAGUGGUGGAAGUUCGGAAAACGAAGCUAA